Fimicolochytrium jonesii is the source of this 837-nucleotide messenger RNA. RefSeq lists its product as uncharacterized. The coding region runs from base 93 to 617 and encodes 174 amino acids. NCBI's taxonomy places the organism in Eukaryota, Fungi, Chytridiomycota, Chytridiomycetes, Spizellomycetales, Powellomycetaceae. The record is from RefSeq and is a predicted model, not a curated record. The transcript has 4 exons.
CUGCCCUACAAGUGCUCGUCCACAUACACUACCCGACGAACGUAGCCGCCAACGCAUUUUCAAACUACAAUUGUUGGAGCGCUAACCCGACGAUGAGUGCUCCGAACGCCGUGUACAUCGGCCUCAGUGCCCUGACCAUGUCCCAUACCGUGGUUCUUUUCCAUCAUGUUGUCUACGAUACCAGGGUUGUUGUGCGCAACAAGAUACCCCUAUUGAUUUGUUGCUUGUCGCAUAUGAUCUCCAGGAUCCAGUUCUUCUAUCUUUUUGAUCCGCUCCCGCCUCGAGAUUGCCAGGCUAUGGUGAUUGUUUCCAACCUGUUCGGCCUCAUCACAUUCCGCUUCACGCUGUUGUACAUGCUGGGUCAGCUUUGCCUGAAUCUCAACAAAAAUAACAUCUUGGCGAAAGCCGCAUGGUCUCUUUCGAUGCUUUGCUGGCUGGGGUCAUCGAUCAUUCUUAUGUAUCAGGAGAUCACUGCACCUUUCAUUAUUGAAGAGAUUUGCAUUCAGCUGAUGAGGCCCGAAUUGACUCAAGCGAACAACGUUCUCUUCCUGCUCUCGUUCGUCUUCAUGGUCGCCCCCAUCACCUACCUCUUGUCGCAGCACGUUACAAUGUCCUAGGCGCUCAGCGGUCGUCGCGACAAUGCGUUGAAGAGGGUGUAUGUCCGUCAGCUGGUCUUCAUCGUCGCCUUCACGACCAUCUACUUGAUGUUCCUCAUCAUGGGCUUCUUUGACAUCUCCUUUGACGCCAUGUUGUACAACUUCAUCUUCUCCGACUACGUCUGGCUACUCGGCAUCAACAUGUGGUUGAUGCCCGGCGAAGGAGCCGUCGGCACCACCU